UGAAAAAGGAUCACGUUAUUCCUUUGUUUGAAUCAAAAUAAACAAAGACAAACCUUGUAUAAUUUGUUUUCAUGCGCCCACUUGCACAUUCCUAUUGCUUAUGUUCUAAUCUAACCUUCCUCUACAAAACCCUUGCAUUUGCACCAGGAAUUCCUAUACGUCACAGAAAUUCUUCUCUUGCGAAAGUGUUGGACAACGUUGGCAUGGCAACCCAAGGUUCCCGAUCCCAGAUUGAACUUGUAGUAGACACGACCACGACCACGACCACCUCGACCGUUUCCAACAGUUUUAGCAACUAUCAACACUCAACCUCUUUCACAACGCUCCUAAUCUCUGUUCUGACCAAGUUGCAUGCAGGCUACUUCAGAAUAAGCCUCUCUCUCGGAAGCCAAGCAUUGCUGUGGAAGACGAUAAUCACAUCGGAACAAGACACAACCACUCUGCCGCACGUGCUUUCCACGCUUCCUUCAGCGGCUGUCUAUGCACUCUGGUCUCUCUCCCUUUUCACUCUAGUGUUACUCUCCCUUCUCUACCUCCUGAGGUGCUUCUUUUUCUUUAAAAUGGUGAAGGCCGAGUUCUUGCACCCUGUAGGGGUUAACUACCUCUUCGCUCCCUGGAUUUCGUGGCUUCUCUUGCUUGAAUCAGCGCCGUUCUUGGCGCCCAAAACCGCGUUGUACUUUGUUCUGUGGUGGGUGUUUGCGGUCCCGAUGAUGGUGCUUGACGUGAAGAUCUACGGGCAGUGGUUGACGAAGGGGAAGAGGGUUUUAUCUUCUGCAGCGGGGAACCCCACGAGCCAGUUGUCGGUGAUAGGGAACUUGGUGGGGGCACAAGCUGCCGCGCACAUGGGGUGGAAAGAGUGUGCGCUGUGGUUGUUUUCGGUGGGAAUGGUGCAUUACGUGGUGCUUUUAGUUACGCUAUAUCAGCGAUUAUCGGGUAGAGAUGGGGUUCCAGUGUUGUUAAGGCCAGUUUUGUUCUUGUUCAUUGCAGCACCUAGCGUAGCAAGCUUGGCUUGGGAAUCCAUUGUUGGAACCUUUGACACUGCUUCCAAGAUGCUCUUUUUUCUUUCCCUCUUCCUAUUCCUCUCACUGAUUUGCAGGCCAAGGCUGUUCAGAAGAUCAAUGAAAAGGUUCAACGUUGCAUGGUGGGCUUACUCAUUUCCGAUUACUGCACUUGCUCUUGUUUCAACGGAUUAUGCAGAAGAAGUGAAAGGAACUUUUUCUCACAUCCUAAUGCUCCUUCUGUUGGCUCUUUCAGUUCUUGUCUCCCUUGCUCUCACCAUGUUUACUCUCCUCAACUCUAACAUGCUUCUACCGGAUACAUAUAUAUAAC
Vigna radiata var. radiata (mung bean) is the source of this 1329-nucleotide messenger RNA. RefSeq names its product S-type anion channel SLAH1. The transcript is spliced from 2 exons. Gene Ontology annotation, biological process: intracellular monoatomic ion homeostasis; transmembrane transport. Gene Ontology annotation, molecular function: voltage-gated monoatomic anion channel activity. The record is from RefSeq and is a predicted model, not a curated record. Gene Ontology annotation, cellular component: membrane. NCBI's taxonomy places the organism in Eukaryota, Viridiplantae, Streptophyta, Magnoliopsida, Fabales, Fabaceae. The coding region runs from base 72 to 1328 and encodes 418 amino acids.